UCCGUCGUGGGGAUUCCGGCGCUCGCACUUCGGUGUUCCUCGGCGUGCCGGACGGUUGUCGCGUGCGUUAGUGCGAGCCGGAGGAGGCGCGCCAUGCUGCGUGAAGCGACUCGCUGCUGCUGCUGCUGCUCCCCUGCGAGACCCGUGUCGUCCUUUCCACGCGAGUCAUGGCACUGCUCAGGUCCUGUUGCUGCUGGCUGUCGGUGCGGAAAGGAAGCUUCGCCUGUGGCGUCUACACGCUUAUCUUGUAUACAAUGCUGGUCGCUACAGGAGGAUCCCACGUCAGUUCUGUGUUCCAUUCACCGGUGGGAUUCUCAUUGAUUCUUUUGCUCUUGAGUUUCUCCGGACUGUGCGUCGUAUUUUCCGUGUUGCUUCUCUUGGCCUUGAUUAUCCUAUAUCCUUCUGGUCCUGCUACUUCCAACUUCACAACUUUAAGUGCCGCAUUAUGCCAUUCAUUCUUGCAGGAAAACCGCCUUUUGCUAAUUCCUUGGUUAACUUUCGUGCCCAUGACCACAGCGCUGGAUGUUGCACUGUCACUGUAUUUCAUCAAGGACCUUAAAGUCAACGCUUUUGUGAUCGUCAUGUACAUCGUGGACUACACAUUGAGUUCCAUCAAUGUCUACUGCAUACUCUGCGUGCUCUCCCAGUACCAAAUGUACGCGCUGGAAAGGAGAACCAUGGGCCAGGGAAGCCGUCAGUCGCCGAAGGAGACGGAACCGAGACGACCGCACAGUGGAUCGGCAGGCGCUGCUGUUCCGCGCUACACGAACGGCAGUAACCAUGGCAACAGCCGCUGCACGUUCAGCCGCAUAGCGUCGUGGCCCAGUCGCCGGAUCUCCCGCAAGGCGGCCUUCCCACAGAGCGGAGCACGAGUUUCACCCUGCAGUUUCGUGGCCCUUACUGUCCCUGCUGCCACAGUGACCACCAGUGCGACGGGCAAGAUUACAGAGGACGCUAGCAAACCAGCACGGGAAAACUCGCCGACUUCGGAACGCCCCAAGGCGUGCAUUUAUGAGGUUGACGACACGUCAAGCGCGCUCCACCUGUCCACAGCCGAGGCGUCACUGCAGCAUUCAGCUGCAGAGGCCCAGAUGUCGGUGCUAUAA
Molecule: messenger RNA, 1106 nt
Organism: Dermacentor albipictus
Lineage: Eukaryota; Metazoa; Arthropoda; Arachnida; Ixodida; Ixodidae
Source: RefSeq, a predicted model, not a curated record